AUGAAAACCAUACUUGACAGUCACUUCUUCGAUGAAACUGAAAAAUUUUUUGAAGCGAUAGAGCCUUAUCUUAUUUCUCUUGAAAACAAAAAGAAACCACAACCUGCAACAAUAGAAGGAGAUACUUAUAAAAGAAUUGAUAACAAAAGAAAAGAAUUCGAUGAAAUAAUAAAAGAAAUAAAACAAACAACAGAAUUUAUCGCAUUUUGUGAUUACCUUAGUGACAAAUUAAAGUGGUAUGUUGAAAAUCAAUUGAAGAGAGCUAAAGAAGUAAAAGAAGAUAUUAUGGAUGAUAUUGAAACCUCAUCUACUAAAGACAAAACAGUUAACUCUAAAGAGCUUUUAAAAUUAUGUCCCAAUACUGAUCUCAAUAAUAUAAUUCCAUGGAAAACUAAAUCAAAUACUCAAACAAAAACAAAGAAAACAAAAAAAACAAAGAAAACAAAAAAAAAUAAUAAAGUUAUUGAUGAUAGUGAAAUUAAAUUAUUACAAAGUGAUUGCCUUAAAAAAUGGACUGGAAAAAAACAAUGUGAAGAAAUUUAUAAUUCAGAAAAAUUAAAAUUUGAUGGUAAAGAAAUUAAUGAAAAAAUAAAAGGUAAAAAAAAUUUAGCAUUUGUUGUAAUGAAUGAAAGUGAUAUGUUUGGUUGUUAUUUAGAGGAUAAAGUUGAUUUUGAUCAUUGGAUUUAUGAUGAACAUCAUUUUGCUUUUAGUUUUGCACAUAAAGGUGAAUUAAGUAAUGUUUGUGUUUAUCCUAAACAGAAAGUAGGAAUGAAGUUAAAUAGCAAUAAUUCUCAAAUACUAUUUUCAUUUGGAAAUGAAGAAACUGGAAAUGUUACAGUUAGUACAUUAAAAGAAUAUGGAGAAACCAAAACUAUUAAAGAAUGUUAUGAAUUUAAAAAUACAAAUGAUAUUUUUGAUUCUAAAUUUAAAGUAGAACAAAUUAUUAUCUAUGAAUUAUUAGACUAA
Messenger RNA from Entamoeba nuttalli P19, 966 nucleotides. RefSeq lists its product as hypothetical. The coding region runs from base 1 to 966 and encodes 321 amino acids. Lineage: Eukaryota; Evosea; Mastigamoebida; Endamoebidae. The record is from RefSeq and is a predicted model, not a curated record. The transcript has a single exon.